AUGGCUCUCCACAGCACGUUUUUUUGCGCAGCAGGCCACCUGACCAGAGCCAUGCUUGGUCUCAUGCGUAGCCAAAACAGUCUUUCAUGUCGCUUGCGACACGGAGAAGACCCCGGAGCCGCACGCAACUCCAUGGCCUUCUUGCCAGUUUUGUUUGAGAUUGUUGCUGGGUUCGAGGGCUUGCUGGCGGGCAUUGCAGCGGUCGGCGGCGAAGUCGGUGCGGAUGCGGCUGCCGGUUUCAUCGGCUCUGCAGCUUCGGAGUUGGCUUCUGUCACUCCUGAAGUGAAUGCAGUUCUUAUUGGCGGUGUGGGAGCGUACAACUUCGGAGAACCUACAUGGGAGAAUACUCAUGAUGGUUGGCAGACUCUCGGUGCGGCAACAGAAGGAGCAGUGCUCGGUGGGAUAUCCGGAUAUGCGUUGGGCGGUGCCGCUGGGGGUGCUAUCGCUGCAGAUGCGGAAGCCGCGGCAUUGACUGCUCUCAGUGCCGUUUCGGAGCAAGCUGCAGACGCGUCUUCCUCAGCAUUACUAGCUGGAGUUGCAGUGACCCGCACCCGGCCCCGCCUCAACCGUCGGCGACGGUUCAGGCGGUGUUGGCUGCGGGUGUAG
Messenger RNA from Symbiodinium sp. CCMP2592, 606 nucleotides. Lineage: Eukaryota; Dinophyceae; Suessiales; Symbiodiniaceae. The record is from the annotation of a GenBank genome assembly.